UUUCGGUCUUAAUUGUGGUUAUUAAUUAAACAGCCCCGCUCAAAAUAGUGAUUGCCGCCAGGUGGAGAUCGGUAUUUAGUGGUGCUGCCGGUAGUGGACUCUGAGGGGGUUCAGCGGCUGAUUGGGAAUUUGUGGGACUAGUGAUUGAGCGUGUCUGUGUGAUUCUGCGUCUCUCAGAGUCACGGAUUGGGGUCACAUGGAUAUCAACGGUUGGGUCCUGAAGGCAGAUAUCCAUUUUUAGGGUUAUUUUGGAUCAGUGUGGGGGUUGUAGUGGGCUACUGUUAGGAGCCUAUUUGGUAGCUUGGGGAGCAGAUGGCUCGCGACCAGUGAUUGGGGCUCCAGCCCUGAAUAAUAAUAGUUUGCAUUCAGGCUGCACUCCACACAUACUGUGUGCUGGGUUUUCUUGUAUGGGUUUUAUGCAUGUAAGGAUAUGAGAGUCAGGGGAGAGUUCCCAUCCUCCCCCCGGAGGUUUUGUUUCCACCCUUGGAUCUAUCUGGUGAAUGGACUUCAGGCAGUUUAUAUUCUCUACUACUGUCUUUUAGCUAGCUAAGUACUUCAAGCCGAAGUCUCUCAAAAACCCUUUCUCAAAGCUGUGCCUUUUCCCUUUGCCUGUCUUUCAAUCCAUGUGCUCUCUGGGUAAUUUCAACCACACUCAUUCUAUCAGCUUCCGCCUUUAAAAGUAUGACUUGCCAGUCUAUAGCACCAGCCCAGACAUUUCUAACACGCUCCAGAUUCACAGUAGACAACUGUCUCCACAUCUCUGUGAGGUUUACUCACAGGAUCUCAACCUUAACGUGAUGGCAGUAGACAAUAUCAUCUUCCUUCUCCAUACUUCACCUGCUAAUCCUACUAUGUUCAUCAUUAUGAAUAACGUCACUCACUCAUCUUCUAGAUGGCCAUAGUACAAAUCCUGGAGACAUCUAGUUUUCUCCCCACCCUUCUCCCUAUGUUGGAUCAAUCUUCUGAUCCUGGUGAUUUUGCCUCCCUGACAUCUCUCCAGUUUGUCCUCCCCCCCAUUCCCACUGCCAUGGUCUUAGUUCAGGCUUCAUCAUCCCUUGCCUUAAACUUCUAUCAGGAAAACCCAGUGUCAGAGUGUUGGACACUAUGGGCAAGUCAAAGGAAGGAAUAGCUGAGUCUAUCCAGGAGACAUUUGAAAAGGCUUUCUAGAGGAGGUGACAUUUGAACUGAGCCUAUACAUUUGAAGUGGUCCUAUAAGUCUAUGGAUGAAAGUGACUGUUACAGCUUAUUGAAUUUAUUGAGCUAGUGAAUUGUGCCCUUUAGAACUUCCUUGAUAUGAGUUUGGGUUAAGAGGUCAGUAGAAUAACAGCUGCUAAAAAGUAACAGUUUAUUCUAGAAAAACUGGAAAAUGAAAAUGCUAAAUAUAACCCAAUAGAAAUCACUUGUAAUUCUACCACCCAAAGGUAACCAUAACAUUUUGAUGUAUGUCCUUUCACACACUUUUUUUCUUUCAAAUAUAUUUCUUUUCAAUAUAUUUGUUGUUUUAUAACCUAUUUUCUUGCUUUGUAAUACAAGACCCUUUUUCCAAGUCUGUAAAUACUUUUCUAAGAUAAUUUAAUGGCUGUCUAGUAUUCUAUACUUUGAUAACCGAUGUAACCAAUCCCUAUUGUUGAACAUCUAGGUGGUUUCUACUUUUUAAGUGAUCAAACAGCAUCGUGAUGAAUAUCCUUGCAGAUAUAUCUUUAUGUACAUCCAUGCUUAUUUUUUUAGGAUAAAUAUCUAAUUAUAGAUUUAUGGGGUCAAAGGAGGAGAAACUUCUUAAACAUACAAUGGGAUACACAUCCACAAAGAUAAAACAGAUCAUGGCCUGACCCUUUCAGAACUGUAAUAGGUUGAUGUUAUCACAGCAUAAUCUUUUGUGGUCCCUCAAAGGAAACUUUGAAAGGGGCAGUCUCUGAAAGGUAGUCUUUUAUGUAGUUGGUUAUAGGAAUUUCUAGGCUCAUAGUUCUGGGAAUCACAGGGCAGGCCCAGAUUCUCAAGGUGGUCUUCUUUUUAUCCCCUCCCUGCCCAUCCCAGCUCUGUCUUUACCGAUAUCUGCACCUUCUGAAGAGCAACAGAAAAUGACCAAUUCUCAGGAUGUCAGUCUCUGAAGUCAGAUGUAAUCUCAUUGAAGCGAGGAGAACCAUGGAUGAAGGAGGAAGAAAUCUCAAGUUGGGCCUACUCAGAGCUCAAGAGUGAAGUAACAUCAUUUACACUUGGGCUUUUUUCAGACUUUUGUAUUAGACCCAAGAUGAAAGAAUUAACACCAUGGAAGAGCAUUUCUGAACAAGUGAUACUUCAUAACAUGAUUGUAUACUCAACUUUUGAAGACUGGAGACUUGAAGAUGAGAUAAAUCACCAGGAAAACCAAGACAAGCUUUUGAAUCAAGUUGCAUUCAUUAGCAAUAAGCCACUAACUGAGGAGAUAGAUCAUGAAUGUAACAAUGUACUGGGGAAAGGGAUUCAUCUAAACAGAACAUCUAAUGAACACAUCGGAGCCUUCAUGCAGAAGUCACACCUCUUUGUACAACCAAAAAUUCUAACCAGUGAGAAAUCAUAUAAAUGUAUUCAGUGUGGGAAGGCCUUCAGUGGAAAGUCAGGACUCAUUGCACAUCAGAGAAUUCAUACUGGGGAGAAACCAUACAAAUGUAAUGAAUGUGAAAAAGCCUUUAUUCAGAAGUCACAACUCACUGUACAUCAGAGAAUUCAUACAGGAGAGAAACCCUAUAAAUGUGGUGAGUGUGGGAAAGCAUUCAUCCAGAAGUCAAACCUCAUUAUUCAUCAGAGGAUUCACACAGGGGAAAAACCCUAUGAAUGCAAUGAAUGUGGGAAAGCUUUCAUCAAGAAGUCAACACUUAGUAUUCAUCAUAGAGCUCAUACUGGGGAGAAACCAUAUGAAUGCAGUGACUGUGGAAAAGCCUUCAUCUGGCAGUCACAGCUCGUUGUACAUCAGAGAGUUCAUACUGGGGAGAAACCCCAUGGAUGUAAAGAGUGUGGCAAAGCCUUCAACAGGAAGUCAGAACUAAGCGUACAUCACAGAAUUCACACUGGAGAGAAACCCUUUCAGUGUAGUGAAUGUAAAAAAGCCUUCAUUAAAAAGUCAGAUCUCAUUGUACAUCAGAGAACUCACACUGGGGACAAAAGGUAUCAAUGCUGUGAUUGUGGGAAAGCCUUUAUCCGGAGCUCACAGUUCAUUGAACAUCAGAGAAUUCAUACUGGGGAGAAACCCUAUGAAUGCAGUGAAUGCAGAAAAGCUUUUAUCCAGAAAUCACAACUUACUGUUCAUCAAAGAAUCCAUACUGGGAUGAAGCCGUAUGAAUGCACUGAGUGUGGAAAAGCCUUUAGUAAGAAGUCACACCUCACUGUACAUCAUAGAAUACACACUGGAGAAAAACCCUAUGAAUGUAGUAUUUGUAGAAAAGCUUUCAGCAAGAAAUCUACUCUCACUGUUCAUCAGAGAAUUCAUAUGAAACAGAAACCCUUUUAAUGGAAUGAGAAAACUUAAAUGAUUAAAAUUUCAUCACACAUCAUAGAAUUCACAAAGUCUAAAGACUCUAUGAAUAUACUAAACAUGGGAAGCCUUCAACAAUAGCUCCCAAACUAUUAAGCACCAGAAAAUCCAUACUGAGAAGCAAGUUUGAAAAAUCAUGUAUCCAAAAAAUUAUAUUGGACAUCUUGGUUCAGCCUAAUAGUAAAAGUUUUUUAAGUAUGUAGAAAAAUCUCAACCAUAGGUGAUUGGCUUGAUCACUUGUGGUGCAAAUUUUUUAAACGACUGAGCUACCCAGGCAUUCCAAGGUACAAAUUUUUUUAAUGAGUGAGUACAGUUGAUCAUUGAACAACAUGGAUUAGGGUCCCCCUGUGCAGUUGAAAAUUCAUGUAUAACUUUUAACUCUCCAAAAACUUAACUACUAAUAGUCUAU
Messenger RNA from Leptonychotes weddellii (Weddell seal), 3917 nucleotides. NCBI's taxonomy places the organism in Eukaryota, Metazoa, Chordata, Mammalia, Carnivora, Phocidae. The record is from RefSeq and is a predicted model, not a curated record.